Molecule: messenger RNA, 1761 nt
Organism: Fonsecaea multimorphosa CBS 102226
Lineage: Eukaryota; Fungi; Ascomycota; Eurotiomycetes; Chaetothyriales; Herpotrichiellaceae
Exons: 1
Coding region: 1-1761 (586 amino acids)
Biological process (GO): peroxisome organization
Cellular component (GO): peroxisomal membrane
Source: RefSeq, a predicted model, not a curated record
AUGUCAAGACCGUCCUCAUAUGCACCUCCGUCUGAUUCUUCCUCCCAGCAGGCCUGGGACUCCAACCCCCCCACAUAUGCUGCCUUCUCUCCAGCAUCCGCCUCUGGCUACUCCGCCACGUCCAAGCAGCGCUCUACGAUCAUAGUCCACAAAAAGUCGCCCUUACUAGUAGCGACACCACCUCAGAUCACUCGAGCCCUAGCCCAUUCACAUCCCUUCCUCCUCCCGCUGAACAAACUCGCCGGUCUUCUGUCAUGGAGCACCCAAGAUCCGUGGGAAUCGUACCUGAUGGUGGCUGCCUUCUGGGGAAUCACACUGUAUGGGAGUGAGAUUAUUCGCUUUGCAAGUCCGAUCAUCGUAGUAGUUGGUCUCAUACUGGGAAUGUACUCCAGACGCUGGUCGCCUCUGUCGUCGACCACCAAAACAGGAGAGAAACAUACGGCAAAGGGCCACAAAAGGGAACCUUCGGAAUCUCAGUCGCACCAUAAGACUCUUGAUGAGAUUGUCGAAACACUACAGGAGUUGACUGCACGGUGCAAUGUCCUGCUGGAUCCCUUCCUCAAGCUGACCGAUUUUCUUUCUACCCAGACGACGCCAACUGCCGCAACGACCCGGCCGGCAUUGACGACCCUCUUCAUCCGUGUUCUUUUUGUAACCCCGUUUUGGAUUAUCCUGAAUCUUCCGCCUUUCUAUAUUCUGACUCCUCGAAGAGUCAUUCUCGCUGUUGGCACAAUAAUAUUGACCUGGCAUUCCAAGCCAGCUAGGGUGUCUCGGGUUAUCCUCUGGCGUUCUGUCUUUAUGCGCAAGGCGGCCGCAUUCGUCACUGGGCUGGACUUUGAUGCUUCGCCGAAUACCAAACCCGGAAACCGACCAUCAAUUGGGGCCAGAUCGAAGUCUCAAGGUGACCUUGCAUCAGAACUUGCUACCAAGCGGAAACCCUCGUCUGGCGUCCGUUUCACUUUUAUACUAUACGAGAAUCAACGGCGGUGGCUGGGUUUGGGGUGGACGACUUCUUUGUUUGCAUACGAGCGCGCCCCUUGGACGGAUGAACAUCUAAACCCUGCUCCAUCAAAAGAGGAAUUUGAGCUGCCCGAUGUGGAGGGUGGUUUGUCCCGGUGGAGAUGGAUCGACUCGGACUGGCGAAUAGAGCAUGGAGAUGCUAAGUCGCAUAAGAGGGCGACAAGCGACGGCAAAAUAGGCGCGGCCGGCAUAUCUGGUAAAGCGGCUGCCGACGAUGGUGGAGGCUGGAUAUUCUAUGACAAUAGGUGGGAGGAUGGAAGGAGGGAGGACGGAUGGGGGAGAUAUACAAGGAGACGCAAGUGGUACCGUGAUGCGGAACUUGUCGAAGCAACACCGAGCGUUGAGGACACACCAAGUGGUACUCCAGCACAACCUUUGUCUGACAUGGAAGAGGACAAGGUGAGGAAAGCCAAAGAAUUUGCCAAAGGCGCAGGCGGAUCAGGGGACACGGUUACCGCCGACUCGGGACCUCCCACAGAGAAGCCAUCUGGACCAGAUCCAAAAUCCAAUGACGCCAGCAGCACUGUCAAAUCAGCAGCGGUGAAGAAGCCAGCCAGCUGGUUCUCGAAAAGAGACCGCAGUGAUAGCAAGAGUUCUAGUGGAAAGAAUACAGGCCAGCUCAGCACACAGAGUGACCGGAGUCGCGAUGGGCCGGAGGACGACGUGCUGGAUAAAUGGCGAGAUAAUCCUGGACAUCGAGCGUUCAGUGUUCAGGAGGACGUUGCUAUGAGCCUUGGAUAG